This is a messenger RNA of Elephantulus edwardii (Cape elephant shrew), 447 nucleotides long. RefSeq names its product chromosome unknown open reading frame, human C2orf40 (gene ECRG4). Gene Ontology annotation, biological process: regulation of cell population proliferation; G1 to G0 transition; anaphase-promoting complex-dependent catabolic process. The record is from RefSeq and is a predicted model, not a curated record. Lineage: Eukaryota; Metazoa; Chordata; Mammalia; Macroscelidea; Macroscelididae. The coding region runs from base 1 to 447 and encodes 148 amino acids. The transcript has 4 exons.
AUGGUCGCCUCCUCCGCGCGGCCCGCAGUCCUGGCCUUGACAGGGCUGGCGUUGCUCCUGCUGCUCUGCCUGGGCCCAGGUGGUAUAAGUGGAAAUAAACUCAAGAUGAUGCUUCAAAAACGAGAAGCAUCUGCUCCAUUGAAGACUACAGUAGCUGUUGAAGAGAACAAAGCAAAAGAUUUCCUGGGCAGCCUCAAACGCCAGAAACGGCAGCUGUGGGACCGGUCUCGGCCAGAGGUGCAACAGUGGUACCAGCAGUUCCUCUACAUGGGAUUCGAUGAAACGAAAUUUGAAGAUGAUGUUAGCUACUGGCAAAACAGAAACCGAAACGGGCACGACUAUUACGGAGAGUACUACCACCGUCACUAUGAUGAAGACGCAGCAAUUGGUCCCCGUAACCCUUACAGCUUCAGGCACGGAGCCAGCGUCAACUAUGAUGAUUACUAA